Molecule: messenger RNA, 3467 nt
Organism: Xylaria bambusicola
Lineage: Eukaryota; Fungi; Ascomycota; Sordariomycetes; Xylariales; Xylariaceae
Exons: 5
Coding region: 1-3375 (1124 amino acids)
Source: RefSeq, a predicted model, not a curated record
AUGGACGACUACCUCGAGAACCUCGUCUCAGUAGAACGGCUUUCGAAUGCCAGACGUCCUCAAGCGCAGCCUGUUGACCAGCUCCUCGAAGACAGCCUUGCCAAAGUUCAAAAAUACCUGGCCACUCCGGUCGAAGAAGAUGUUCUGGUCGAAGACGCGAGCAAAGCCCACCGGCAGUGGCUUAUGAGAACCUGGAACGAAUACUUCAAUAAACGAAAGGUCAAUCCCGACACGAUCUGGUGCGGGCUCUGUCUUGGGGAUCCUCUCGCAACCGCGUGGAGCAAGGCUUUCUUGUCGGAUCGUGUCGAGAACUCCGUAAGGAGAGUCAUGGUUAUUGGAUCAGAAGAGUACGAAGAGAGACGGAUGCUCAAUAGUGCGAGUUCAGUGCUCGCGGCAUGGCGUGCUUUGAUCAAAGAAGCUAACCUCACGGUCUUGCACGAGAAGAGACUGCGAGAGUCUAACCCAGGAGACAAAUGGCGGCUCCGUUUCCACAACUACAACGCCAAACCACCCUCCUCAUCGAUCGGUGUUUUUGAGAUAUCGAAAUGGGUCUGGUCCGAUCUGGCAGCGGAGCACGGACUCUCGAAGGAGAUCACGUUCGAAAAGCUCGAAGCCACCGCUGAAGACGUCAUUAUUAUUCUUCGUACUCUUUGGGAACGUGCAGCUGAGCUAGGAAUCGAUGUGCAGACGCGCAUCGCAUUCCAUGCCAAUGUCCUCCUUUCGGCGAUGGGCGGGUUCCGGCCCGGCACGCUCGGAAAAGUCCGCUAUAGGGACGUCCUCGUGUCUGUUUUACGAGAUCCGAUGGACAACACCAAGUUGAAGCACACAGCGACUGUCACCAUACCCAGAAACAAGCUCAAGAAUUCAUUACGCGUCAAAAACAAAUCGAUCAAAUUUUCUGCCUUUUUUGUACCAUUUCCUCCGGUAUGUCUUAGCCGUCUCAUCGUUGCACGAGCCAUACAAGAUGGCGCGUUCGAUGCAGGUUACGCAAAUGCAGAGGAAUUCUUGAACAGGCCGGUGCUCGGAAAUGUUGACUACAUUCCGUUGCCAUGGAAGAAAGAAGUCCUCGAUGACUUCGUCUUCCGCCUCUCAUAUCAGCAAUUCAACGAUAUUUGGUAUAGGGUAUGCAUUGCAGCCGGCUUCCGACAAGUGCCUCGUCUAUAUUCGCUGCGAGUCGGGGCAGGUUCGAGGCUCGACAAAGACCCCCUCUUCUCUUCUGCUUUGCGAAACUGGGUCAUGAGCCACACGAACACGAUGUUUGAAGCUCAAUACCAAACGUCGCGGCUCCGAGAAGACCUUCUGCAAGCAGCGUUUGGCCAACGGACCGGCUGCGACAACACUCAUCUUUUCGCUUUCCUUCGAAAUAUGUCUAUCUCCCGAGACCAGAAUGCCCCUAUAGACCUCAACCCCGAUGACUGGGCCGAAUUCGACAACCGCAAAGAUGUACUCAAGCUUGAGGAGGCUAUCGGCAAGGUGCAAGUGGCCAAGAAUCAAGCGAGCUCUAACAAUGACAAGGAAGAGAUGGCGACCCUCACGGAGCUGUUCAGGCUACUGCGCUCGAGGCAUAGGUAUCUACGCCAUGCAUGGGGCAAGCUAAGACUGGUAGAGCUACGAAACAAGUACUUUGGAGAGGCUGAUCGAGCCCGAGCCUUGGGCAAAGAGCCGCCUAAAGUUGCCACGAUUGUUUCGAACCAGACCGCCGGAAUACGCGCUCUCAAAAGCAAUGCUCAGAUAGCAGGCCAGAUCAUCCAACAUGUCGAUCGUAAAUGGAAUGUUUCGAGUGACGAUGACGAUCAAGGACGGUACAUAGACCUCCUCGUCGCGUAUGGCAAGGGAUGCUCGAAAGCGGAUCUUGACCUCUGGGAAGACGAGUACACGAACACAGAGGACAACGAGGACGAUGCUACCGACGAAGACGACGACUACUGUGAGAAAGAGGAGAACAAUAAGGACCACAUUGGAGCUGGGGGAGGGGAGGACGAGACCUGGAGAUGCAUCAUCUGCGACCUCAACUUCAGCAGCCGCAAGACACUCACGAGCCAUUUCGAGAAACAUAAAAGAGCGCAGUACUUCAAUAUCAAGAAGCCACGUCGAUGUCCCCAAUGCCGGAAAGACAACAACAAGAAGAAGAAGGAGGACUGUUUGGUCGAAUCCGGCCUGCUCGCUUGGUUCAAUCAUCUCGAACGAUUUCACGGCCCAUACAGUCUUCCCUAUGCUUCGGCGGACUUGAAGGACCCGGCAAAGUUCCCAUGUCCGUUUUCCAUCUGCAACAGUAAGGGCAAGCACAAGCUGUUCAACUCCCGCGGCCUCACCGGACAUCUUUCCAAAGCUCAUGCAGCUGAAAUGGAUGACAAAAAGAAAGACAAGUUCAAGACAGAGGUCCGAUGUGGCCAAUGCUGUUCGUGUAAGAGAUGCACUUCCCAAGGAGUCGGGCACGGCGUUUUAGUCAACAGCAUAUCGGAAUGGAAACGGCAUUUCGACAUGUUCCACGCUGAUGAGAAGCGAGCUCUUUACCGGUGCUUUAUUUGCCAGGAGGCAACCCGCACCCCUGGAGGUCUCAAGUCGCACUUCUGGAACUUGCACGAGAAACGAGAGGGCUACUUCGAGAGACCUUUCUCAUGCCCGCAGUGCGUUCGAGGUGGAAACAUUGAUUCGCCGAGCAUAAUGGGCAGAAAAGCAUGGCAAGAACAUGUCGACAAAUGUCACAACGGAGGUGCUAUGGAACACAAGUCUAACGAAAUCAUCGAGUCACCGGACACCACUUCGCAUUAUCCUUGCUUGGUCUGUGGGCGCUGCUAUCAUGGACGUGCCGUCCUGCAAGAACAUCUCUACCUCAAACACAAACAAGUCUUCGAGACGAUCCCCUUUCAGUGUCCUCAAUGUAUGCGUCAGUUCGACAACAUAAAUGCGUGGAUACACCAUACAACGCGCGAACAUGAAAGGAGCGAACGCAGCAAGGCGUGCACUGUUGGCAGUCACAAUAAGGGGGCAUCCGUGCCCACUGUUCCAACAAGCGAGAGAGGAUAUAUGGAUCAGAUCAAGCAGUCAGAUGAAGAGUCAGUUACGGAUAUGGGACUGAUAUAUGAAGACCGGCCUGGUGGAGGCGAAGGCGCGAUAGGAUGUGGAGACGUUGAGGGACCGGAACCCAGAAGCAGUUCAUCCUUCGGUGCAAGUUGCAAGAACAACAAAAGGAAGAAGACUGGAGAUGAUAUUACAUCGAGCAUUGGGAGCGAACUUCGUCCUCAUCAACGGCUCCGUUACUCUAUUUCUGCUUCAGCAGUGGGUACUAAGCCUGAGCUUGUCGACGACGAAGUUCCUAUAGACCCCGAGCUGAUGAAACUGAGUGGUUUGGUUGCCAUGGAAUGUUCAGCAUGAAAAGAGAAGAUAUCUAAAGCCAGAUAGAGAACUUAGCCCUAAGUCAUCCUCCAUUCAAUACUAUUCCAACCCGUCGCUCUGUAGCCAUCUUU